CGCUCUGCUUGAGGUUCUUGGGGUAGAUUCAAGUUUGCGGCUUGCUUGGAAACUUUCGCUCUUUUCUUAGUGCCGAUAAAUUUGAACAACUCAUCGACGCUUUAACGCACACUGACAGGACGAUGGUGUUUAAGGUACUCCUAUUUUCCUAAUUUUCUUUCUUUUCCUCGUGUUGUUAUAUUUGCGUUUUAAGUUUCUCGUGUCCCGCUCUGCCUAGAAAAUGUUACCUUGUUCCUUCCCUAUAAGAAUAGAAAGGAUAUUGCAUUUUUUCCAGACAAGGAGCUCGCUUUUAGUUCUUUUUCGUUUCAUUAGCAUAGGGAGUUUGAUUUUUUCUCUUCUGUCAUAGGCCGGUUUUAAACCUUUCAGUGCCAAAUGUGGCCAAAGGCAAUAAUUCAACGAAAAUUCCCAAAUUUCAUUUUGCAAAAUUUGGAAAAACAGAUAGCACCAUGUGACCAUACUACCAGAGAGGAUUUGGUCCACAGACUUAAGAGUAAGAGCCACCUUACAAAACCUCAUCAUUAACUCUGGCAGUAAAAGGAUUGAUGAGUCAUAUCAGCCACUUCCAUCCUCCCACUCUUGCAGUGGCACUUUAUGCCCAGUUUUUAAUGUAUGUGUGUUUUCUUUCUUUCUCUCUUUUUUCUGUUUCCUUGUUUCGUAAAAUUUGUUAUCCAAUAGCUGUGACUUGGCGCCGCAUCGGCGCGCAAAGAGGAAGAAAAAAAUUACGUUUUACAAACUGACUCAAUAAGAUUAAUCACCCACCGUAAAUAGGUUUAGAAGUUGAUCAAUAGAGCGCUUGUCUUUUCUUUUUUAAAAUACCGUUAUCAUGAUUUGCGUGUGUCUGUGCAUUUUUCACAUCCGUUUGAAGUAUCACUAUUUCAACAGGAUUUAAUUCUUACUAAUGAUAUCCAUGUAAUGUUCUUCAUUGUAAAGCAUCCAAUAACAAAUAUAUGAAUAACCCAGAUUGACAAGGAACAAUUUCAGCAAUUUGGUUAUAGUUUGUGGAUAAAAGUGGGUUCUUGAAACAUUUGAUGUGAAUUACGGUAUGUUAAUCGAGGAAGCUAUGGUAGAAAUCAAAAUUGUCAAAAUCGACUGCAGUUUCUCUUACCAUAUCUGGGCUAUCAGAACGAUUUGAAUUACUGCAAUUGACCCGCCCCAUUCUCAAAAUAUGAAGGCAAAAAUCAAAUCAGGGUGUGGAAUUCGUACCCCUUUGCUUAAGUAUUAGCUGAUCCACUCAGAUAGCUAUAUAGAGGCACGUGAUGGCCUCGUGUGCAGAAUGAUCAGCCGAGUUCACCGUGUUCGACGCGAUUUACUACGGGUUUCUAUUUUUAUAGUUAUUCUCUUUUCAUGUGAAUAUGGUUUACAAAAUCAGGAGAAAAACAGUACAAAAACCUAAUAAUAACAAUAAUAAUAAUAAUAAUAAUAACAUUAAUCAUAAAAAUAAUUAUGACAAUUUAGGGGUAGCACAUCCACAAAGCGGUUCUUCGUCUCAUAUUUCUGGUCGAAUUGGAAUUCAACUGGAACCGUUGGUUUUUGAGGAGAGGGGAAAUGCGGGAUACCCGGAGAAAAACCUCUCGGAGCAGUGGAGAGAACCAACAAAAGACUCAUGAUCCACGCAGAAGGCUCGGAUUUGAACCCGGGCCACAUCGGUGGGGUGCGAGUGCUCUCACUACUGCGCACGCACCCUUGCUCUCUAUAAACAGAAAAACGAUGGUUUACUCUGAGGCGCCAUCACAUUAAUUAAUUGUUUGCUAAUUAAUUUUUUUUGUUACUAUUCCAGAAUACAGCCUUUUUCCUUAUUUUAUCUCUGAUCAUUUAUAAUGACGCUAUCACCGUUCAGCAAUCCCCGUGUCAGAUUCAGUCAUUUUACGCUCGGGAAAUUGGGUCUGGUGAAGGCAAUCUCCUUCGAGUUCAUUUGGAUACGGCUGGUAUCCCGACAAACGUAUCGAUUAGUGGCUCCUGCGACAGCACUAAGAUAAAGUUUUCAAGUAAGUUAUUUAUCUUUUUAGUCGUUAUGAAGAAUUUUAAUUAGGCACCCAAUUCAUCUCAUCAUAUAGAGCAUCCUAUUGAAUAUUUCCAGAAUUCAUCGAAGAGCGAAGAGCCAUCAAUGGAUCUAAUUUUGCAGUGUCCUUCCAUUGGGAAAUCGACAAAAAUUAUGUGUUGGCCGUGAAAGAAGGCAAAUUAAUCAUU
This is a messenger RNA of Porites lobata, 2187 nucleotides long. Lineage: Eukaryota; Metazoa; Cnidaria; Anthozoa; Scleractinia; Poritidae. The record is from the annotation of a GenBank genome assembly.